AUGAACCCGCGCGACUUCUCGGCGCCCUGGAACGCGUUCGAGCUCGCGACCCACGUCGCCUCAGUGGACGCCGAUGUGCUCGUCGUGCCCAUGAACUGGCUCGAUCCGGACGAGAAUCUGUCCCACGACUCGGACUCGAGCUCGGACGAGGAGGACAUUGCACACCGCGACUUCAUGGCUGAACCGAGCGCUGGUAAUCUCAAUUACUGGGCGGCGAGGCUGACGCCGUUGCAUGUCGGCGCUGCUAAGGGCCGGAGGAAGGACGUCGUCUUCGUUGCUGCCAACCGGUGCGGGACCGAGGAGGGCACGACGUUCGUUGGCACGUCCGCCGUCAUGCUCCUCACUGCCGACCCGCCAAAGGUCCACCUUGGCGCUUAUUGCAACCGCGGCGAGGAGCGCGUCAUGACUUGUACAAUCGAGUGA
Molecule: messenger RNA, 423 nt
Organism: Trichosporon asahii var. asahii CBS 2479
Lineage: Eukaryota; Fungi; Basidiomycota; Tremellomycetes; Trichosporonales; Trichosporonaceae
Exons: 1
Coding region: 1-423 (140 amino acids)
Biological process (GO): protein catabolic process
Molecular function (GO): protein-N-terminal asparagine amidohydrolase activity; protein-N-terminal glutamine amidohydrolase activity
Source: RefSeq, a predicted model, not a curated record